This is a messenger RNA of Parastagonospora nodorum SN15, 1341 nucleotides long. RefSeq lists its product as hypothetical. Gene Ontology annotation, cellular component: CCR4-NOT complex. The coding region runs from base 1 to 1341 and encodes 446 amino acids. NCBI's taxonomy places the organism in Eukaryota, Fungi, Ascomycota, Dothideomycetes, Pleosporales, Phaeosphaeriaceae. The record is from RefSeq and is a predicted model, not a curated record. The transcript has 3 exons.
AUGGCUGGCUAUAACAGCAGAAACGAAAGCGACUUCGAAAAAAGCUUUAGGUUGAAAAAUACCAUCGAUGUUUUCGAGAAGCGCGCAAGGGUGGAACCCAACGCGCAAGCUCUCGCGGUUCUCAUGAACUGCGAAUACCUGCUCUGGCUCUUGAACAAGGACACGCCUCAGAAGCAGAAUCCUUUCUUGAGUCAUUGGGUAGAAGCUAUCCAACGACUCGACGCUACGGGAGGGCAGCACGAGAGCAAUGGUGUUGCGAAGAAUGAUCUUUCGGCGGAUAAGAUCAGUGCAGCCCGAGUACUGUGGAUUAAGAUGCUCCUACAAGGCGAGGAUGUCAAGUAUCUACUUGACCAAACGUCACAGCAAGCCAGUAUCUCACUUUUAAGCGAUGGCCUCCGUGAGCCAUUCGACUUGAGGCCAUAUGUUCGAAUGCUGGAGGACGAAGGCAUCUACGAGAAGACGCCCGAACCCGAUACAAACGGGCACGCUGCACCUACACAGUCGCAGAACGGCGUAGACACUCUUCACCGUCACACGAGCGCGAAGAAGACAAUUGACUCAACCGAAGACUUGAUCCAGCAGCGCAAAGCCGACAUACUCCGCAAUCUCGAGCUAGAUACAGACACAGCUAUAUUUGAAAUCACCCGUCUCCCAAUCUCGCUCACAUACCUCGACUUCCUCACCACGCUCCUCACCGACCGCACCCUCGAAACCCACUCCAUAGACCCAGCGCCCAUCAUAACACAAUACAUACAACACGCCCUGCGCACAAUCGAGCGCAUGGGCAAGCCACCAGCCCCGUCGGACGAUGGAGAGGUGCUGGAGUAUGGCAAAGAGGCGCAAACCCGGCAUAUACUGCUUUUGUUGCUGUUUAUUAAGAGCUUGAUACGCAAGGGGCUGGUGGAGAUGGACACGUUGUAUUAUGAGAUUGCAGAGAUUUCGGUGAGGGGAAGAGAUGUACAUAUCGCGUCCAUACUAGAAGAUCGCGGUGCAGUCAAAACAACGUCGGGUGUAUACGGGGAGAUUGGAAAGAUUCAGUUGCAUAUCGUUCCAAACUAUGAUGAUUCCGCCGCACUCAAAACACAUGUUCGGGUGCCUACGGAGAGACCAGGAGAAGCAUCGCGAUCAGGCCUGUGCGUUGCGACAGGAACAAUGCUAAACCUCAGCUACAAGUCGAAGGCAUGCAUUGUGCAGAUCGUCAUAUUGCGAUCAAACAGAAAAACACAUUCCGAAGUUUCAAGCACCGAAACUGAAACGAUCGAUGUACUUCUCCACGAUGAGCUGCGAAAAGAUUUGGAGAUCAAGGAACACGCGAUACCAUCACUACGCUCGGAACAAUAA